This is a messenger RNA of Pipra filicauda (Wire-tailed manakin), 3322 nucleotides long. It is a transcript of the gene ATP6AP1, whose product is annotated as ATPase H+ transporting accessory protein 1. NCBI's taxonomy places the organism in Eukaryota, Metazoa, Chordata, Aves, Passeriformes, Pipridae. The record is from RefSeq and is a predicted model, not a curated record. Bases 1436 to 2812 code for a protein of 458 amino acids. The transcript is spliced from 10 exons. Gene Ontology annotation, cellular component: proton-transporting V-type ATPase complex.
GUUUAGGUUGGAUAUUAGAAAGAGGUCCUUCCCCCAGAGGGUGGUUGGGUACUGGAACAGGCUCUCAGUGGAAGGAAGUAGUCAUAGUACCAAGCCUGACAGAGUUCAAGAAUUGUUUAGAUGAUUCAGUCACAUGGUGUGACUCUUGGGAAAAAACACUAGCUUGUUAAAGGGAAGAGGUAGGAUUUCUAAUGUAUCUCGGAGGAGGAAAAAGAGGGAAAAGUGCAGUUAAAGAGCUAAAAUUUGUGUUAUCAAUAUGGAAAAGAAAAGGAACAUGUAGAAGUUUGGUUUAUUGCUUCCCUCAAAAUUUUUGUUUUUGUCCCAGAAAUUUGAUUUCAGAUUGAAUUGAUGAACAAAUUGCUUUAUAUUAAACAACCUUACUAUAACAGUAUGCUUUGGGCUAAGGUAAGUGGAUUUAAGUGAUCCAGUUAUGUGUGCUCAGAUCCAGACGUGCAUAUCUUCUGAUACCUGUUUGUGAGUUCUUGUACAAUUUUCAUUGUGGUUCCUUAUUUUUCCCUUAUCACAACUUGUUUUAACAAACCUCAGAAUUUCUUUUGCGUAUGGUCUCUAACAUCCUGUUCUGAUGGUGAAGUGCCCAAGUGCCUAACAUGUGUCAAGACUGCUGCUGCCUAAUCUAGUCACGGGGUGUAGAAACAGCUCAGUGUUUGGCAGGCACAAAAAUGUGUGCCAGAGGAAUUUGCUUCCUGACAUGAAGGAAUUCUCCGUGACUAUUUUGAUCAUGCAUGAGACUUGUGAAAUACUGAAGUCAUGUCAGCUUCUGAAGUGAUUAUAAUUUGCCCCUGACUUAGGUAUUUUUGAUUUCUGGGAUAGCAUCCUCCAUGCAAAAGAUAGCUUAACAAUUCCAUAUUUAAGUGGAUACACUCUGAACAUUUUCUCUCUCUCCUGCUUCUUGCUGGAAUCUGCAAUGGGUAGAUUUGUUGCAGAUUUCAAACCUGUCAACACCCAAACGUGUGACACCAGCUCUCAAUACAUGUGAAAGAACUAAGCUGAGAGACAUGAUAAUAUGUAACAGGGGAAGAAGAUAGAAGUUCUGCAGGAUACAUUCUGUGCAGUGGAGAAAACUUUCUAUAAACUCCAUUUUGAAGUUGCACAACUCUCUUAUCAGCCUGUGUAGGACAGGAGUUUGGACUUCAUGACUCUCCCUUGCACUAGAGGAAACAGUCUAUGCUUUUACUGCAGAGAAUUUUAUGAGCUGCUUAAAUCCCAAACCCAAGAGUAUUAAAAAUAUGUGUAACUCCCAAGUUCAAGUGAAGGAAGUUCAUGUUUUGAAAAUUCCCCCUGCUGUUAGAGAGCUGCGUCACCCAGCAGCCCGGCUGAAUCUGGAUAACAGCAACCCAACCGGGAAGUGCAGCUGUGCACACGCUCGGACUUUUCUUUUGUGGCUGGCCAGUUCCGUGUGCACUCGCCUGGAGCCAUGGCACAGCUCUACUCUACUGCUCCAGCCCCGCUGCUGUGCACCCUUGCUAUGCUGUUCAAAAUGUCUCUGUCAGUGGACCAUGUGCCGAUGCUGCUUUGGUCAACUCAGAGAUCACAGUGGAAUCCAGACACUGCUAUGCAUGAAGGGCACGUUGUCUCAGCACAGGAGCUGACAGUACUCUUGCAAUCUCUUUUUACCCAGAACUCCAGAAACCUUGUCUUGUUUCUGCAAGAUAGGCUUAGUGUAGAUGAUUUCACAUACCUCAGUGAAUCCUAUGGCAACAAGAAUCCGUUUCAAAAUGUUCAGGAAAUUCUUCAGUCUUCUCCUUCAUCUUUAGUUUUGCCAGCUGUUGACUGUGAGGCUACCAGGUAUCUUCUGAGCUUUCUUCAGGAGUCAGGAGAUUGGAAGUUAACAAAUGUAACUAAUCUCGAUGUGUCUCAGCUGGAAGUGAAUGCAUCCGAAGGAAACUUACUGGUGGUUCAACUACAACCACUUGUCAGUGGUUUAAAAGAGAUUUCCACCCUAGAAGCAAUUGCUGAAAAUGACAAAAUAAUCAGAAAAGUGACCAUGGAUCUGCAGGAACGAGGGAUUCAUUUUUCAGUAAUUUUUACUGCAGUGAGACCUUCAAGGAUUUCUAGAAGGACCAAUGUGGUGGCAGAAUUGAGACGUCAAUUAAUGGCCACUGAGGAAGAAGAUGAUUUAUCAUAUCCUCCUCUGAAUAUGACCACUGGAAAUUAUACAUGCAUCCUUUUUUAUGCUAGUAAUUUCAGCCUCAAAGCCAACAGUUCAGUUUUUGUAGAUUUGACAAAUGCAACAUUUGUAACACAGAAUGUGGAUAUUUCUGCCUCUGAGUGCUCAGACAGCAACACAACACUGUCAUUAAAAUACACAAAGCCAGUGAAUGGAAUCAGCAGCCUAGAGAUAAGGUUUUUAAUGACCAACAAGUUCUAUGAAGGUUCGGCUAGACAAUGGUCCACUUUAGAUUCAGUGGAGAUCAUACAAGAUGGAGAAAAGUUUGCUAAAUUUAAUGUUUCUGUCAUCUCUGCUCCUGCAGAGUAUUCAUUUCAUUGUCAACUGGUGGGAACAAGCAAUCUCUAUCCUGCAAGGCUGGUUCCAGCCAACAAUGAGGCAAAAAAUUGGGAUGUUUUUAUUUCCAGGUUGCAGAUUCAAGGCUUCAACAUUGAAAACAACCAGUUUUCCUAUGCAAGUGACUGUACAGGUUUCUUCACCCCUGUAAUCUGGAUGGGUCUGGUAACAUCUGUAAUUUUACUGUGGAUCUUGACUUACGGAAUCCAUAUGAUCAUGCAGCUUACAACAAACAGCAGAUUCGAUGAUCCCAAAGGUCCGGCUCUGUCAGUUCCUCAGACAGAAUAACCAUGGACUGACUCAAUGGUGCUGUGGCUUUUCCUAGUCUGAUAUUUAUGAUUUUUAUAACCUUUCUACUUCAUAAUAUGUGUAACCUAAAAAGAUAUCAUAGCAGAAAGAGAUAAUUAAACUACAUAUAAAAAUGAUCCCUAUGCUUGGAAACAAUAAUAAAUCUACUUUUUAUUGCCAUCAUUUGUUAACAGCUAUCUGUGUUAAGGUUCUGAAGUGAGGUUGUAGAGGUUGUUACUCUCUCUGGCUAUUAGAAAGACCAUUAAAAAUUGCCUUCAGAUUAACUAUUAUUGGCAAAGAAAGGAUAUCAUGACAGAAAUAAUUGUGAAGGAUAAAUAACUUAUUUGAUGGGAAACUAUAUAUUGAAAAUACUGGUGUCUCUACAGUCUCUUCAGUGAGUAUGUCGUGAUGAUGCUACAUCUUAAAAAGGCUGAACUGUGUCUUGUAAUUUUUUCUCUUGAGUAAAUAAUCCAGAAAUGUACAGAACUAAUAAAGCUAGAAAGUCACUAA